AACCAAGAAACGGUGGGUGCAACCAAUUGUCAGCCAAUACAACACGCCCGCACACUAGCCCUCGCCCUUUUCUUCUAGUACCGUACUUCCCUCUCCACCGAGUCCGCUCUUCCUUAUCACUUUCUUCCCUCUUUCCGCGAUCCGUCCGGCACAUUCAUCUCGACCAACCUUGUAAGAUCUCCGCCGUUAGAAUGGGGCGCACACUCGAAGACGAUGACGAGUGCUUCCCAAGAGGAAAAGCGCCUCUCGCAAAGUCGUCAGCAAAGUCUCCCACACCCCGGCCUGCAAAACCCCGCAAGGCCGCGUCAGCUAGCCCCGCCGCAUCGGGCGGGGACAGGGUUUUGGGCGGCGAGGGUUUUGUGAACGAUGAAGGAAGGAAAGGAAAAACCCCGGUUAGGGAAGGAAAGGCCAAGGUCGAGCGUGGGGAGCGUGGGACGAAGGAUCGGAAGCGGCCUCGCGAGGAGGUCGCAGGGGGGGAGAAGGAAGACGCUGGGGGAACGGCGGAGAAAUCUGGUAAAGCGGGAAAGAAAUCCCCCAAGGCGGGAAAAUCGGAGGCGCGGGGAGACGGGAAGGCGGCGGCGCAGGGGAAGAAGAAUAAGCGGACGAAGGGAGCGGGUGGGUCGGUAAGGCAGGGGGUGAGCGUGUUGGAGGAGUGGGUGGAGGGAGAGGAGGAUAUAGGCGAGCAGGUUGCGCUUGCGAGGGCGGAGGAAGCUGCGAAGAAGGAUGCGGAAGAGAUCAAGAGGCGUUUGGGGGGAAAGGAGAGCAUGGCUCGGAGUGUGAAGGGCUUUACUGCUCAGGACGCCACGCCAGGCAUGCAGCUGUGGGGCUGUGUUGCUGAGGUCACUCCGUCUGGCCUACUUGUCAGCCUGCCACAUGGCGUCCUCGGAUUCGCUGACGUGGCAGAAGUAUCUGAUCAGAUAUCAGGUCUUCAAGGAAAGGCUGAGCGGGGUGAGGCAGUGGAUUGGGGACAGGAGGACGAGGAGAUGAAGGAGGAAGGGGAGGAGGAGGAGGAGGAAGGGGAAGGAGGAGCAGGAGACAAGAGCAUCAAGCAGAAGACCCCUCGCGCGCGGGCGGCAGAUUGGAUGGCGCGCAUUUUUUCCCAGGGGCAGCUCGUCCCCUGCACUGUGCUCCCCGCCCCUGCAUCUCCCGCUGCUGCUGCUGGUGGUGCUGCUGGUGCGGCAGGGGCAGGCAUGGUAGCAGCGGGGGCAGACGUGGCGGUGUCUGUGCGUCUGUCUCGCAUCCAGGGGCCUGUGGUGCGGUUCAAAACCGUGCCCAAACACACGGAGCUCUGGGCGGCAGUGGAGAGUGUGGAGGAGCACGGGGUCAUCCUGUCCUUUGGUCUGCGCACCAUCACUGCCUUCCUGCCCUUCACCCAGCUCAACCAACGCUUCCCUGGCGUGGCGUUCCGCAAGGGCCAGCUGCUGCCAGUGCCGGUGGUGGUGGAGGGCCGGGACAAGGCGCACAAGACGCUCACAGUCUCACUGGAGCCCGUGCCGUCCACUGGCAAGGGGGCACAAGCCCCGGCAGGGGCAGAAGCAGCAACCGGGGAGGUGGAGGAGGGCGAGGAGGAGGGAGGCGUGGCGGUGCUACCGGGACAGCUGGUACAGGGCAAGGUGCUGCAUGUCACGGACGAUGGCUCCAUGGCUGUUGCUCUGCCCACCGCCACCGCUUGGGUGCACCCCUUGAACCUGCCUCGCCCGCUUCUCUCCCGCGACCAGUGCCUCGCCAUCUUCCCCAUCGGCUCCAUGGUCAAAGCUCGUGUGCUGUAUUGCACUCAUGCAUCCGCUAAAGCAACAGGCAGCAGCGGCAGCAGGGCUCCCGAGUCGGACCCUAGUGUGGUCGUGCCUUCCAUUGCUCUCUCUCUCAGCUCAUCACUCCUCCGCACCAUGCCUCCCUCAAUCGAGUGGCAAGCGUCCCCCUCAGCCCCCCCCACGAAGGUGCUCCCGGGUACGCUCUUCCCCGCUGCUGUCAUCGUGCGCAUCCUCCCUGCACUGGGGGUGCUGCUGCGGCUGGCAGGGGGGGAGAGGGCGGGCGCAGGGGGGAAGCAGGGGGCAAAGGAGAGGAAGUCGCGGCAGGGCAAGGCAGCGUAUGCGCUUGUUCCGUUGGCCCAUCUCUCCUCGUCCCGCAUGUCCCACGUGCCGCCACACCUGUCAGUGGACAAGCAAGUGUGUGCACGCGUGCUGCACCUCUGCCCCACGGACGGGCUCGCCAUCGCAUCCCUCAAGGGCAUGUCAGUGAAGACGGCUCUCCCCUCAUCGGGCGUGCAGCCGGGCAAGCUGGUGACGGGCACGGUGGCAGCAGUGGGGGUGGGAGGAGCGCGGGUGCAGCUGGCGUUCAGCCAGUGGGGUUCGUGCCCCAGGGCGCAUUGGGGCGAGGGCAGGGACGGCCACAAGGACGAGGCUGCUUUCCAGCCAGGGGCCUCCUUGCAGUUCCGGGUGGUGCGCCAGGCUGAGGGGGAGGACGGGCAGGUGCUGCUUACGCACAAGAAAACUCUGCUCUCCUCGCGCCUGCCCGUGCUGACGAGCCCCUCCCAAGCCAUGGCGGGUGCAUGUGCGCAUGGGUGGGUGGAGGCUCUGACGGAAGAUACCUGCACCGUGCAUUUCUACGGGGACUUCUCUGCUCUCAUUCACAGGAGCCAAGAGGAGCAGGCAGGGGAGCCGUCCCCCUGGUCAUCGCUGCAUGUGGGGCAGGUGGUGCGCUGCUACGCCCUGCCCUCUGCCGACGCCACCAAGCCUGCCUUCUCCCUCCGCUCGCCGUCCCCGCCCUUCAGCAACCAUGCGACCCUAUUCCCCCCGUCCUCGCCCCCCUCCUCCUCGGGUCCCGCUCCUCACCCCUCCGUGCUGCCCGCUGCGCUGCACGCAGUGGGGGCAGUCAUUCCUGAGGCGCAUGUGGUGCGGCGCGACGCACACUCGCUGGUGCUGGCGCUGCCUGCUGCCAACGGCGUGCAGGAGGGCGUCAUGGCUGUGGAGCACCUGGCGGACCACCCAGUGUGCGCAUCUGAGCUGCAACCAUCACUGUGCCCGGGCUCCAUCGUUGGCCCGCUGGUGGUGCUGGGCAUGUGGCAUGGCCGCACGCCUCUGCUCUCCGCCAAGCCCGCACUCCUGCACGCUGCCGCCUCACAUGCUGCUGCUGCUGCUGCUGCUGCUGGUGUGGGCGACAAAGGCACCAGAGCGAAGCGGUUUCAGCAGGGCUCCUUCCACAUGGCCUUUGUGACAGCAGCCAAGCCGGAUGGGUCCUGCUCUGUGCAGCUAGCGGAUGGCACCAGGGCCGUCACCCUGCCCUUCGCCCCUAGCCCUGCCCUCACUACCAUGCUAACAGGCUCCCCUGCAUCACCUGCUGCCUUCUUCUCUGUCGGCCAAACCGUCCGUGCCAAGAUACUCAAGGCGUCUGACCCGCUGCAGGUGACGCUAGACCCUCUCCUCUGCUCCUCCCACGACGGCUCCUUCCUGUCGUCGCUGCUGCAGCACGAGCACAUGGUAUCCCGGCAGGCUGCACCGGGCUCGGACGACCCGUGGAUGAAGGCUGUGGUGCCUGGCAUGGUAGUGGAAGGCACUGUGCUGGUGAAACAGGAGAGUGCCAUGGGGGGAAGAAGGCAUGCAGGGGACGUGUGGAUGGUGGCUAUUGUCAGUCCGGAUGCACUGAAAGGGGUGAAAGCAACUGUCCCUGCUGACCUAGCAACCAGGCUGCUAACCAUAGGGGAGAGAAUAGCAGCGCGAGUGGUGGAUGUGGGGGAGGCAGCACGGACAGUGGUGCUGACCGUGGGUGAUAUCCCCGCUCCACAGUUUAGUCUGCACUCUGCUGAUGGGUGCGGUGGGGGUGCGAAGAGUGGAAGUGACGGCAAAGGAAAGCGCACGGCAGAGAGUGCAGCAGUGUUACGGAAGGGGACGAGGCUGCUAGUGCGAGUGCAGCUCACCACGCCACACUAUGCGGUCGUCUCACUGCCUGCCUCCUUCACCCUACCGACAACCACGGGCCAAUCGCAAGCAGCCACGUCAGCACCGCUGCUGGCCACGCUGGCAGGGGGGGACUUCAACCUACCUCACGUGGACGUCCCUCGGGUGUACCGGCCCGGGCAGACUGUGGCAGCAGCGGUUGUCGCCCUCCCCACGGCGCAGACAGGUGGCAGAAUCGUACUGGCUCGUGACGAGCUUGUAUCGUUCAGCUCUCCUUCUGCCACUCCCGCCGCUGCUGCUGCGACAAACACUGAAGCUGCUCCUGCUCCUGCUGCUACUGGUAGUGCUGCCGACACCCAAACUCCUGCAGCCACUCCUCCCUCUGCUGCUGCUGCUGCUGCCACGCCUGCCGGGGCUGCGUCUGCUCCCUGGCAUCGGCGGUUCUCCCAGCUAAACCUUCUGGUGGGGGCAGAGGUGGAGGGGCAGGUUCAGGCUGUGUUCCCCUCUGCAGCGCUGGCUCUCGUGUCGCUUGGGGGCUGGGUCUCUGCCAUUCUGCGUACUUCCCAGUUCCCCUCUCCCCUGCAUUCUGGAGACGCAAUUAAAGCCCGAGUGGAAAGAGUGCUGCUGGGUGCUGCAGCCGCCACAGCCAUCCACGGGAAGGCGCAGGGGCAGAAGCAGGGGAAGGAGGAGAAGCUAGGCCAGGAGGAGCAGCGAGUAGUGGACGAGAGUGGUAUGUGCGUGCUGCUCAAGGGGGCAGUGCUGGUGGAUGGAGGUGGGGAGAAACGCGGGGAGGAAGGGCAGGGGAAGAAGGGCCAGAAGGGCAAGGGUCUCGCGAAGGGGGAAGGAAAGGAGGUGAAGAGAGGGGGGUUGGAGGGGAAAGGAGUGGGAAGGGUGGGGGUGGGGGAAGUGAUUGUUGUGCUGUCUGAUGACGAGGAGCAGGAGGAGGAGGAUAUUCGGGAAGAGGAUGAAGAGGGGGAGGAGGAGACUGGGGAUGAGGAGGAGGAGGAUGAGGAGAAGGAGUACGAGGAGGAGGACGAGGAGGAGGAGGAAGAAGAGGAGAUGGAGGUGGAUGAGGAGGAGGAGGAUGAUAGUGAUGAAGGAAAGGAGGGUGAGGAGGGUGAUGAAGAGGAAGGGGAAGAGGAGGAGGAGGUUGCACCUCUGCCUGUUGCGAUCAAUGGCUCCCGUCUGGCGGGGGCAAGGCGGUUACCAGCAGAGGAAUCAGACGAGGAGGAGAGAGUGGAGGAGGAGAGCGAGGAGGUGAAGAAGCAGAGGAAGAAGAGGGCGAAGAAGAGAGAGAAGGAGGCCAGGGAGCGGGCGAUCCAGGAGGCGGAGCAGCGGCGGGUGCGGGGGCAGCAGGCACCGGAGACAGAGGCGGAGUUUGAGCAGCUGCUGCUGGCGUCGCCCAACAGCUCGUUCCUGUGGAUCAAGUUCAUGGCGUUCCUGCUCUCGCUCUCCGAGAUUGACAAAGCCCGGGCCGUGGCCGAGAGAGCGCUGAAGAGCAUCAGCUACCGGGAGGAGGGCGAGAAGCUCAACAUCUGGGUGGCGUACCUCAACCUCGAGAACAUGCACGGCAACCCCCCCAAGGAGGCGGUGCUGACGCUGUUCCAGCGCGCGCUGGCUUACACGGACCCGAAGAAGCUGCACAUAGCGCUGCUGGGCGUGUUUGAGCGCAGCCAGCAGCACGACAUGGCCGACACGCUGUUGCACUCCAUGGCCAAGAAGUUCAGCACGUCCGCCAAGGUGUGGCUGCGGUACAUUCAGAACCAGCUCAGCCGCGGUCUGGAGGAAGGUGCGAGGAAGAUGAUGGAGCGAGCGCUCACUGUGCUGCCGCAGAGAAAACACAUUAAGGUGAUAUCCCAGGCAGCACUAAUGGAGUACCGCAUGGGGUCGCAGGAGCGCGGCAGGACGCUCUUUGAGAGCAUUCUGCGCAACUUCCCCAAGCGCACGGACCUCUGGAUCACAUACAUCGACCAGGAGGUGCGGGUGGGCGACAUGGCAGCAGUGCGGCGGCUGUUUGAGCGGGUCGUGUCUCUGGACCUCCCUCCCAAGAAGAUGAAGUCGCUCCUGAAGAAGUACCUGGACUUCGAGACGGCGCACGGCACGCAGGAGCAGGUGGCGCAUGUGAAGGCGCGUGCAGUGGAGUAUGUGCAGCGCAGGAUGGGGGCAGGGGGCAAUGCUUGAGGGGGGGAGGGGAGGGGAGGGGAGGGGGGGAGAGUGGUGGUGUAUCAAGAGCAGAAUGGGUGGUUAGAGGGGUGGCGAUGCAGCUUGAACCAAAUCAAGGCUGGUUAGUUGCACAUGUUCAAUAACAAGUGUUCAAUGUUAGUCGUGCUUGGAUGCCCUCUGAUGUUUGAUUCCACUGAGCUAAUUAAGGGAUGGUACUAAGGUACAUUGAUGAAGUUUGUAGACGUUGCUUUUUAAACUU
This is a messenger RNA of Closterium sp. NIES-67, 6315 nucleotides long. Lineage: Eukaryota; Viridiplantae; Streptophyta; Zygnematophyceae; Desmidiales; Closteriaceae. The record is from the annotation of a GenBank genome assembly.